AUGUCUAAGAAGUCCACGCAGGAAUGCGAGGACACAACCGAUCCCGCCGACGACGGCGAUAUCUGCGGGCUCGUCGGUAAAGUAGGACGAUGGCACGUGAUAAUUCUGGCGGUGAUUUUCAUCAACUCGCUGUUCAAUUCAUUCGGUCAGCUGUCGAUGGCCUUUAUGCUGCCGAACGUGAACUACACGUGCGCCCGAAGCAAGGAAUCGCUCGAGUUCGGGAUGUCGCAGCCCGCGUGGGCCAAAGCGACCCAGCACGACUUCCCUGAGCUCGCCUCGAAAAUGGGUGGUCACUGCUUCCGGCGGAAUCUGGACUUCAACCUGGAGACGAGAUUCGACGAGGCGAGUCGAGAGGAAAUCGUCAAAUGCGACUCGUGGGAUUUCGAUAAAUCCGUGCACAGAGCGACCAUAGUGGAACAAUGGCAACUAAUGUGCGAUAACGACUAUCUGCGACCAUUCCCCCAAGCGGUCGCGAUGGCAGGACUCAUUGUGGGGAAUGUUCUAGUGAGCCACUUCUCGGAUCGUUUCGGACGUCGACUGUCCGUACUGUGCGGAAUCUGUCUCUGUGCGAUAGCCGGUCUCACAGCGACCACGGCAACGAGCUUCAUCGUGUUCAACGCUGGGCGCUUUCUGUCGUCGAUCUCGAAAAUCGGAAUUAAUGCCGCGAUUGUGAUAUUCUUAGAAACGACCGAUGCUUCGAAUCGAUGGAUGUUCUCGAUGCUGAGUGGAUGCGGUUACCAUCUCGGCAUGUUACUUCUUUCCGUGACGGCUUACCACGCGAGGUCGUGGCGGGUUCUCCAGGCAGUAAUCGCUGCCCCAUGCGUGACAAUACUACCUUUCUUGUACUUCGUGCGUGAAUCACCCCGAUGGCUAUUGUCGAAGAAAAGGACCGAUGAUGGGAUCGACGUAAUUAAACGCAUCGCGAAAAUUAAUGGCGUCCCGCAAGCCGAGAUCGAUGCUCGCAUCCCCGCGAUCCGCUCGCGCUACAGCGGUUUGCGUGAUUCGAACCACAAAAGCGCUAUCGAUCUCUUCAGGGCUUCGGGAGGAAAGGAGAACAUGUCCGCCAACACGUUGAUCAUGUGGUACCUGUGUUUUUCUUUCGGUCUCCUGUUCUACUCGUCGAUUUUCAUCAGCACCUCGUUGGGAACUCAUCCCCACAUCUCUUUCGUCAUUCCCGUGGUGGGCGAGCUCUUCGCUGUCGUUCUAGUGGCGUGUGGCGUCCGUUUUCUGAAACGCCGACUGAUAGUCUGCGUCACGGGCCUGCUCGGAGGAAUAGGUUUCCUGCUUCUGGGCUUCACGGAUCAAAUUUUCUCGGAUCACAGCUUCAGGGUCGUGCUGAGAAUGGGCUCGGUCAUCCUCAUUAGGUCGUCGAGCGCUGCCUUCACCCAACUCUACCCGGUGUACAGUGCGGAGCUGUACCAGACUCCCUUACGGAAUAUGGGGAUCGGAUUCUGCGACCUCAUGUUCCGGCUCGCUUCAACGGUGGAUCCCUUCGGCAGAUACUGGCUGCCCAGAAUACACGAACGACUCCUGCCAGUGCUCUACGCGUUCCUGGGAUUUACGGCCGCUUUGCUCUCGUUGCGUUUGCCGGAGACUCUAAAUAAGGAUUUGGAAGACGGAGUUUUUUCGCGUCUGUCUGCCGGCGUGGAGAGGAUCCGACGGAGCCUACGGAAACGGGCGAGUAUCUUCUCGAUCGGCUCAACGGAAACUGGGGACCUCAAGAAGAAAACGUCCUCGCCUACCGAGCAGCUUAGGUUGUGA
Messenger RNA from Galendromus occidentalis (western predatory mite), 1761 nucleotides. RefSeq names its product solute carrier family 22 member 7-like. The record is from RefSeq and is a predicted model, not a curated record. NCBI's taxonomy places the organism in Eukaryota, Metazoa, Arthropoda, Arachnida, Mesostigmata, Phytoseiidae. Gene Ontology annotation, molecular function: transmembrane transporter activity. The transcript is spliced from 2 exons. Gene Ontology annotation, biological process: transmembrane transport. Gene Ontology annotation, cellular component: membrane. The coding region runs from base 1 to 1761 and encodes 586 amino acids.